AUGGCGGUGCGCCGCAGCGGAGCCAAUGGCGGCGCGGGGGCAUGGCACCCGUGGGCUUUGGCGCUGUGUGAGGGCGGCAGCAAUGGCAGCGAGGAGGCCGGAGCGGGGCGGGCGAUGGGGCCGGGGCUGCUGCUGGCGCUGGCGCUGCUGCAGGGGGGCGGCGGCGAGUGGACGUGCUGCCCCCCCAACCUGAACCCUGGGACAUGCUGCCCCCCCGACCCGCCCGUCUUGUCCCCCCAGGACAUCUUGAUUCCCCAGAUGCCCCCCAAUGUGCCCCCCCGGCCCCUCACUGCACCCCGUGUCCCUGCAGGCCCCCACUCCCUGCGCUACUUCAACACCACCGUGACGGAGCCCAGCCCGGGGCUGCCCGCCUUCAUCUCCGUGGGCUACGUGGACGGAGAGCUCAUCACUCGCUACGACAGCGAGAUGCAGAGAGUGGUGCCGGGCGCGGCCUGGAUGGAGCAGGAGGGUCAGGACCACUGGGACGAGGAGACCCGGAUCAAUCAGGACUGUCAGGAGACUUUCCGUGUGUACCUGGACACGCUGCAGAAGCGCUACAACCAGAGUGGGGGGUAUCACACUGUGCAGCGCACGUACGGCUGUGACCUCCUGGAGGAUGGCGGGACCCGGGGGUUUAUGCAGCUUGGCUACGACGGGAAGGACUUCAUCGCCUUCGACAAGGACACGCUGACAUUCGUCACAGCGGAUGCUGCUGCGCUAAUCACGAAGAGGAAGUGGGAGGCUGAGAAUGAGCCUGAGCGCUGGAAGCACUACCUGGAGAACAGCUGCAUCGAGGGGCUGCGGAGAUACGUGGAGCACGGGAGGGCCGCGCUGGUGAGGGCGAGGCGAGAGCGCCCCACGGUGAGAGUGUCGGCCAAGGAGAGCCACGGCUUCGUGACCCUGUCGUGCCGGGCUCACGGCUUCUACCCGCGGCCCAUCAGCAUCAGCUGGCUGAAAAAGGGCCGCGUCCAAGCCCAGGAGACCAAGCGGGGCAGCGUCACGCCCAAUGGCGACGGCACCUACCAUGCCUGGGCCAGCAUUGAGGGCCUCCCCGCAGAGAAGCACGAGUACCAGUGCUGCAUGGAGCAUGCCAGCCUGCCGGAGCCCGGCCUCUUCUCCUGGGAGCCGCCGAGCUCCCUGCUGCCCGUUGUCCUUGGGGCGGUCAUCGCUGUGGUGGUUGUCAUCGCGGUCUGGAAGAGCAGAUGGGGGAGGAAGGAGCAGGGGUACGCGAUCGCCAAAGGAAGCAAUGCCGCCAUUUAA
Molecule: messenger RNA, 1260 nt
Organism: Dromaius novaehollandiae (emu)
Lineage: Eukaryota; Metazoa; Chordata; Aves; Casuariiformes; Dromaiidae
Product: class I histocompatibility antigen, F10 alpha chain-like
Exons: 7
Coding region: 1-1260 (419 amino acids)
Biological process (GO): immune response
Cellular component (GO): external side of plasma membrane
Source: RefSeq, a predicted model, not a curated record